AUGACACCCACACUCCCACAAUUACCUCUCACACCUACUUCUUCAACCUCGAACAAGAAUCAUGAACCAACAAGAUUAUCACAACCACAUUCGUAUCCUUCUCGACCUCCUCAAUCAGCUAGACCGAGCGAUCAAUUACCUCCUCCUACCCCGCCUACCGCACGGUCCCCUUUACCUCCAAUGUCUAAUCACACCAAUCUAUCUCCCUCUCGUGACGCUGUCACUCCUCUUUCCAAGAUUCAAUCACCAAAACAUACACCGCCUUCAAUUACGGAACCUCCCUUCCGAGCUGUUAUGAAACAUGAUGAUGUGGUUCUGGAAAAUGAGGCAGGUCCGAGCGAUUGGAAUAGGUUGUCUUUAAGUAGAAAGCGGAAAUGGGCUAUGAAUGGAUAUAACGGUGAAGAAAUCGAUGCUUUAGAAGCUAGAAGUACAUCAUUGAAUUUGGCUUUAUUACUUGAUCAACAGAGCACUCUUUUUCCGGAACCGCCCACGAAAUUCAUCUCGGGUGAAGAUGUGGUACAGAGGUUGCUACCAUGGCAUGUGUGGCAGAUUGUGGAUGAAGAAUUGGAUAUUCCGGAAAACGAGGCGAAGGAUAAUAUCAGACGACUUAAAGAUACCGCAGAUGUGAAACUUUUAGUCGGUAGGAUGACAGAUAUCAAUCAUCGUUUACAUAAGCUACGUCAACGAGAAGCAGAGCGUCCAAAUGACUUACCCUCUAUCAUCUCAAUCACCACGGCCGCCACAUCUAGUUUAAGAGAUGAAGUUGCCUUACUCAACAAUAAUCUCCGUGUUGCUCAACAUCGACAAUCGGCACUUGAAGCUGAAUCUCGUCGAAGAAUAGAGGCUCAGCGAGCUGCCAUGUCCGCCAAAUCUACCCCCGGAACUCCCUCACACCCUUCACAACCUUCCCGACCCUCAUCUUCCGUCCGACCUGGACAAUCACAAUCAUCUCAACCUCUUCCAUCCAUACAGUCUACACAACCCGCUCAAUCGAGCCGGCCAAACACAUCCGCGCCUGAUCAUACUACUGCAUUGAGGACAGCGUUGGAAAACGCAGUGGGUAAACCAUCAACACCGCUCACAUCAGCCUCCCUGCCGACCCGUUCUUCAACUCCCGAUACUCCCGAUACACCCACACCUUCCCGAGGAAAAUUGAAAAGUAGACCCAAAGGAAGGACACGUGCAGGACUACGAGAAUCGCUUUUGACUCAUUCAAUCACAACUCCCAAUGGAUCCCCAUCAUCAGCCUCGACGGCCUCAUCCCGACCAUCAUCACCGUCCAACAAAGAUGGAACUUCAUCAACUACCACAAAUGGGACUUCAGUACAAUCACCUGCAACACAAGGACCAGUGACAGUGACAGUGUCCAAACAGGUAAUACAGCAAUUCCAUUCUUUGGGCAUCUUAAAUAUCCCUCCGAAGUCAGGUGUCAAAUCUCCGGCCAAUAUAAUCAGUGCGACGGAAGAUGGGAAACAUAUCGUCAGUGUAAAUCUGGCUUUGUGCUCCCAAACGCAACUGGCGUCGUUGGCAAAGAUGUUCAAUGUUCCAUGGAAAGGAUCGACUGCGACUGUAUCAAGUGGGAGCGCGACUCCGAAUGGUACUCCUCGAGGUAAGGGUAAAUAG
This is a messenger RNA of Tremella mesenterica DSM 1558, 1623 nucleotides long. RefSeq lists its product as uncharacterized. The transcript is spliced from 5 exons. The record is from RefSeq and is a predicted model, not a curated record. The coding region runs from base 1 to 1623 and encodes 540 amino acids. Lineage: Eukaryota; Fungi; Basidiomycota; Tremellomycetes; Tremellales; Tremellaceae.